Molecule: messenger RNA, 1536 nt
Organism: Saccharomyces mikatae IFO 1815
Lineage: Eukaryota; Fungi; Ascomycota; Saccharomycetes; Saccharomycetales; Saccharomycetaceae
Gene: CTS2
Product: putative chitinase
Exons: 1
Coding region: 1-1536 (511 amino acids)
Biological process (GO): chitin catabolic process; carbohydrate metabolic process
Cellular component (GO): extracellular region
Molecular function (GO): chitinase activity; chitin binding
Source: RefSeq, a predicted model, not a curated record
AUGGUAAGUCUCUCGUUGUACCACGGAUCAAAGACUAGCUUGAUAUCUCACCUGCUAAUACUACUUAUCAUUGUAACAAUAGUUAUUGAAAUGUGCUUAUAUAAAAAAAUUUUCAAGAACCAGAGGUCUAACAAAAUUAGAGAUAGUUUUAACAAUGGUGGACAUAAAGUGCCUAACAUGGAUCAAACUCAGGGACCCAAUGUCGAUGGCGAAGGUUUUGUAUCAGGGGUUUAUUAUUCGAAUUGGUCACCUUACAAACCGAGAUUUCAUUUCCCGCACGACAUUAAUUUAACGCAAGUAUCACAUGUUUAUUAUGCAUUUUUCAGGAUUAAUCCUAGAACCGGAGGUAUAGAAAGCACCGAUAAUUGGUCAGACUUAGAAAUGAAUUUGUACAAACCGUUGGCAAUCAAAUCUUCAGAAUUAAUUGAUGGCAACUCGAGUAAUGAUAUACAGAAAAUUUUACCUUUAGGUUGCAUUGGUGAACUCUUUUAUUUGAAACACUCCUGCUCUGGUAAGAAAUUUAAAGUUAUCAUGUCAAUUGGAGGCUGGUCAGAUAGUGAAAAUUUCAAGGUCAUAAUAAAAAAUGAGAACUUACUGCAAGCUUUUGUUGAUUCUUCAGUAGAAACAAUGUUUAAAUUAGGGUUUGAUGGUAUUGACCUGGACUGGGAGUUUCCUGAAAACAACAAGUCAGAACCCCAGGGUUAUCUGAAAUUAGUCAGGAUGUUACGAUCGAAAUUGAAUAGUCUAGAGUCCCAAAUUUUCGGAGAAGGCGUCGAAGACCAUUUCCAGUUAUCUAUUGCGGCCCCUGCGUUCAAGGAUAAGUUAUAUUACUUGCCAAUCCCAGAGAUUGACCAGUAUAUUGAUUACUGGAAUAUGAUGACGUAUGAUUAUUAUGGCUCGUGGUCAGAGACAACGGGAUAUCAUAGCAAUUUAUUCAGCGAGACAGAAUUAAGUGGAAACUUUGCCAUACAUUAUAUGAUUGAUAAAUUUGGCAUCAAUUCCAGAAAGUUAGUUUUGGGAAUGGCAGCUUACGGAAGAAGUUUCCACAUCAAAGGUAGCGGUUUCCAACCAUUCACUCAGAAUACUAUUCUAAUCAAUCAAAGUUUCAAAGGCGUGGGAAAGCUUACUAAAGAAGUAAAUAAGGCUGAUGGUAAAGAAGGUAUCUGGCCAUAUAAAAACCUACCGAAGAAAGGCACAAUAGAACGGUAUGAUCCCAAGUACGUUUCAGCAUAUUGCUUUGACGAAAAGAAUUCGAUAUUCAUCAGUUACGAUAACACUAAAUCAGUAAAAACGAAGGCCGAAUACGUAUUGCAUAACAAGUUGGGUGGAGGUUUUUGGUGGGAGUCAUGUGGGGAGACUUACGCGAAUGAGUCAAGGUCACUAAUACACGCAUUUAACGAAGGUCUUCGCUCUAAUGUGUCCACAAAACCAUCCAUGUUUGAAAAUGAGAGGGUUGUAAACUUCUACCUGAAUAAAUAUGGUAAUAAUGGAUUUUUAACCCCGUAUUUAAAGCAUAUGGAUUCAUUUAAGCAGUGA